GGGUGCGUGAACGUUCACGAAGGGGGAAACGAUCGAGAGAAGGAAAAAAGAGGAGGAAAAAGCCGCGCGGCGGGUCUACGUUCGCGGACCGGAUGUGCUGCCGCGCUCGCGCGCACGGCAGAUGGAAGAGGCGCCCGACGCCAUGUUCGCCAUGUUUUGAUGUCGUCAUCCCGCUCUCCCUCUCCGCCCCUCCCCCCCCUCCGCGGACGUGUUACGCUGUGCAGCACAAUAGCCCGUCGUGUUUUUUAGCGUGUGUUUUUCCGUAGAUUCGAAACCGCGCGUUCCCGGUGGUUCCUGGUGGCUCGGCCCCUCGGUCGCGCGUUCUCCAGCACCCUCCCCGUUCGAUCGUAUGCACGUCGCGCGAGGCUGGAUAACCCUCCUCGUGGAAGAUUCGCUGGGCCCACGGAUGCCUUCAUGUUCGUGGAAGUAGCCGCGGGGGGGAUCCGCGAGCAUCGUCCACGCGGCAAUCGUGUCUCGGUGCGAGACGGGAGAAUCGAUCGGAUCGCCUGUCGCCAGUUACGUUAGCACUGCCUCUCUCUCUCUCUCUCUCUUUAUUUCGCAUCGACGGCGUCAACACACUUUGACGUUUUUCCCCUUGGCGUCAGCGAGACGUGGUUACAUCACGCCACCCUGAGGGGGCGGAUCCAGCGGAUCCCUCGGAUCCUAGCGGAACGGGCAGAGCGCGCCUCGCGUGCGUGCGUACGUACGUGCGUGCGAGCGUGCGUGCGUGCGUGCGUGCGUACGUGCGUGCGUACGUGCGCGCCUACGUCCUCCUUUCACGUCUUCUUCGUCACGAUUACACCAAGAGGCACGAGGAAAGGGAUUCGUUGGUAAAAUGGAGUUGCGCCUGCACUCGCCAGCAGGAGCGGAACCGAUCGUGUAUCAGUGGCCUCUUACCUCGGGAUCGGGGUCUGAUCGUCACGAUGGAGCAUUGGACGUUAUCGAAACUAUGAGAUGGGUUUGCGAAGAUUUGCCAGAUUUGAAAUUACCCUUAGAGAAUAAUAUCCUUUGUAACUAUGAUCCGAGAGAUUACGAAAGUAUGAAAAGCUUGUGUGACAGAUUCAACAGAGCGAUUGAUAGUUUAGUACAAUUGGAAAAAGGUACCAGCCUACCAUCCCAGAGACUAAAUAAGAGACCUAGUAGGGGUUUACUUCGACAUAUACUCCAGCAAACUUAUAAUCAAGCUGUGGUUGAACCAGAUAAAUUAAAUCAAUAUGAACCUUUUUCACCUGAAGUCUAUGGUGAAACCAGUUAUGAGCUUGUAUGUCAGAUGAUUGAUCAAAUCGAUGUGACAGACGACGAUGUCUUUGUUGAUUUAGGAUCUGGAGUUGGUCAAGUAGUUCUUCAGAUGGCAGCUGCAACUUUGUGUAAAAUUUGUAUCGGCGUAGAAAGAGCUGAUGUACCAUCAACUUAUGCACAGAGCAUGGAAGUAAAUUUUCGAAAAUGGUUGAAUUGGUAUGGAAAACGAUGUGGGGAUUAUCGUUUAGUGAAGGGAGACUUUUUAGCGGAUGAACAUCGUGAAAGUAUCACCGGAGCUACGAUAGUGUUUGUUAAUAAUUUUGCUUUUGGCCCGACAGUUGAUCAUCAAUUAAAAGAACGCUUUGCUGAUUUACGUGAUGGCGCACGUAUAGUAUCAUCGAAGUCGUUUUGUCCGUUAAACUUUCGAAUAACGGACAGAAAUCUGAGUGAUAUUGGUACAAUAAUGCACGUCUCAGAGAUGUCCCCAUUAAAGGGUUCUGUCUCUUGGACUGGUAAGCCGGUAUCGUAUUAUUUGCACGUAAUCGAUCGAACUAAAUUAGAACGUUAUUUCCACCGCUUGAAAAACAAUAAACAAGGUGGCUUAGAUGAAAACUCUGAUUCUGUGAUAAGCAACACUGCCAGCAAUAGUAGUAAGGUUUCUAAUAGGAACGAAAGAGGUGAUAGAGCCAAAAGAGACCUUUCAAGGCAAUUGGACAGUCCGAAUAAUUCGGAGCAGCAAGGAACAAAUAGCGACUCUGAGCUAGACGAAAAUGCUAUUAAAAAUCGACGACAGCCGAACAAAAUACGAAGGAAAUUCAAUAGAAAAACUUCAAACGGCAUUACGAGAGCUCCAGCUAGAGGUAGACAGAGAGGAAGAGGUGUUAAGAGAGCCAAGCCUAAGAAGACGAUCAAUAUAUCUGGAUUAGAUCUGUUACAUAGUCAAACUUUGCUCAGUACAUCACCUCAAGCUCUUGGGAAAAAACCUCCACCUGCUCCUGGUUGUGUAGAUCAACAAUUAUCUUCAUUGACGCUUUCUUUACAGUCGCAUUCCACCUCGGUACACGAGGAACUCAGUAUACCAUCGGCUCCGUCCGCGACUCCUUAUGCUCUGCAAAUUCUUUUGGACUUGUAUAGGGACCAAUUCAUGCUCAUGUUAGAAUCAAUGAGAACACCCACCUACAAAGUAUCUGUUAAUACGGAUAUCGCGAAAGAGAGAGAAAGGAACUCUAAACUUCAAUCGAGAGCGGCGCAAUUGGAAAAGCAAAUUAAAGUACUCAUAGAUGAUAGUGUAGCUCUCUUGAAGGCGAGAAUGACUGAAUUAGGUAUCAAUGCUACGUCACCUGGGGAUCUGCUAGCGAAAGCUAAGGAAAUAGUUCUAAGACAUAAACAACUACAAGCUAAAGCGAGUAAAUUGCAAGCACAAGUGGCGUCUAUAGAAACUGAACAAAGCAGAUUAGUGGCACUUAGACAUCAGGAGUUACAGGAAAAAUACAACGGAAAUGUGAACGGCAUAACAAAUCCACCUCAAUCACUUACUCAGGAUUAUAUAUUAAAAGAAAUUUCCGCCACACUUUCCCAGCGGAAACGAUUACAUUCUCAAGUUUCGAAAUUGGAACACGAAUUAAAUCUUUUGGAAAGAACAAGUAAUGAGAAACAAGUAGCUGCAAUUGCUCAGCAACAAAGAGAUAUGAUAGGAAGUAAACACUCGCAAAGUUUACAUCAUCAUCAACAGGGUAAUAAAAAUGGAACAACGCGAAAAAGUAGGGAAGGUCGUUCGAGAUCUCAAGAAUGGCCCGAUGUGCCAGAUAUAGGAAAGAUACAAGAAAAUAAUCCAGAAAUAUUGGCUCAGAAGAUUUUGGAAACCGGAAGACAGAUAGAGGCGGGUCGUAUUCCACACAGGCAGAGUACGAAUGGCAACAAUAAUUCCAGAACUAGACUGCCACAAGCAUCUCUCAGUUUUUCUAAUGCAUCAUCCGCUAAUUCGUCCACGCCAUCACCACAGACAGUUAAUAAAGAUGCGAAUAGAACUCAAGAACCACCAAGAGUCGCUAAUUUUGAAGACAGAUUGAAAAGCAUAAUCACGAGUGUAUUAAACGAGGAUCAACAAAAUAGGACUAAGCAACAACAGAUGCAGCUACAAGUGCAAUUGCAAAGUCAAUCUGAACCCGACAGAAAGCGCGCUCCAUUGCCGCAAAGUGUCUCUACUCCGGAUUAUACUCAAGUUUCACCUGCGAAACUAGCACUUCGUCGUCAUCUCUCGCAGGAACGCAUCUCGUCAUCUCAUUCGACAUCGUCCGACAGAUCAACGGUCGAUUCUAGACAAUCAUCGAGUCACGACAAUCGACUUGUAACUAGUGGAAGUGGAUUGCUCGUCUCUACGGUCGGUGAACUCAUGAAUGGAGAAAUAGAAAGGACUUUGGAAAUAUCCAAUCAGUCUAUAAUAAACGCUACCGUUGACAUGAGCUCAAUAAUAAGACCAGAAACUGUAUACUCUCCUAUUAGUAGACCAGCGAGUGCCGAAGGAGACGCCGGUUUGUCGACUUUGGCACAUGUAGCUAGUUAUGUGCCUACUUCGGGAACUUCCACUUCCACGCCCACAACUAGUUCAAGAUCGUCCGUACUUUUUACUCCAGUAACACAACCGCAAAGAUAUACACCGGUCCAAUUACCACGAGCAGACAUUAAGCCUUAUCAUGAAUCCUAUUUUUCGGAUAAUCCCGCUCAGUCACUCAAUCAAUCUCACUCGGCGCCCCUACCUCUACAUUCGUCCCAAACUACGUCAAAUGGGGAAUUGUUGCCCGUAGAAGGGCUCGCAGCAUCAUUACAUGCCCGAAUAUUGAACAACCAUAAUAAUAGUGGCAAAACCGAAUCGACCCUUUCUAACAAUACAAGAUUUCAGCCAUAUCCACGAUACGCAACGAACAGUAAUAGUGGCAAUGCAAAUACGACAAAUGCAAAUGCAGUAACAGCAAUUUGUCAAUCGCAAACAUCAAUGUCCAUAAAAACGGAAGCGGUUGUAUCAUCGGUAAGCACAAGCGGAGCGCCCCUAAGUCCUCUCGUGGAGCCGCAUUCUAAUACGUCGACGCCGUUAGUCGACGAACCUCAAAUGACGACGCAGAGGCAACGAAAUGUCGUUGGAGAUGACGAUGGAGAAGCUGAUUGGCAGGAUCGUAUUAGUUCAGGAUUUGAUCGCUUGGUCGCCUUUGCUUCCACAGAAUUGGAUAAACGUAGACGAUCGACGGAAGGAGUGAAUACUAGUCCCGAUAGUGGACUAGGUUCGGAUAGCGCUGUAACGGGACCACCGCCUGUAGUACCUUCGCCCGACGAAGCGUUAGGCCCACCGAGAACCCCAUCCCCGACUAGUCCUCGUCCUGCGAAUCUAUCCAGCGGUAAUCCUCCGAGCAGCGCAUCUUCUUCGGUACCUCUAAAGUACCAACGACAACCAGAUCCUGAGCGACAUCAUUUUAAAAAAAAAUUCUUUCAUCGCGACUGGAAUAAUUCUGCAAGUACUAGCAAAUUUCGUCCCAAGGGUAAAGAUUGGGAUUGGAAUCAUUCCGGGCAAUGGCCUUCGAAUGACGAACAAUCUUAACUCUAUAUGCAAAAGAUAAUUUUCUAUGUGAUCGACGAAAAAGAGUUUCCAUUGCUUCUCCGAAUGUGAGCAAACGAGAGAAAUAUAUUGUUUUUUUGUUUUUUUUUUUGCUUUUAAAAUGAUUACAUAUUAAUCGUUUUGUUUUUAUUUCAUUAUUAAUAGCACUCUCUUGUAAUAACGGAUGGCGUGUUUAAUCGCAAAGUAUAAUACAAGAGAACGUAUAUA
Molecule: messenger RNA, 5053 nt
Organism: Camponotus floridanus (Florida carpenter ant)
Lineage: Eukaryota; Metazoa; Arthropoda; Insecta; Hymenoptera; Formicidae
Gene: gpp
Product: histone-lysine N-methyltransferase, H3 lysine-79 specific
Exons: 11
Coding region: 836-4828 (1330 amino acids)
Biological process (GO): regulation of transcription regulatory region DNA binding; DNA repair; DNA damage checkpoint signaling
Cellular component (GO): nucleus
Molecular function (GO): histone H3K79 methyltransferase activity
Source: RefSeq, a predicted model, not a curated record